Nematostella vectensis (starlet sea anemone) is the source of this 3852-nucleotide messenger RNA. Its product is annotated as chondroitin sulfate synthase 2. The record is from RefSeq and is a predicted model, not a curated record. Gene Ontology annotation, cellular component: Golgi cisterna membrane. Bases 316 to 2790 code for a protein of 824 amino acids. NCBI's taxonomy places the organism in Eukaryota, Metazoa, Cnidaria, Anthozoa, Actiniaria, Edwardsiidae. The transcript is spliced from 7 exons. Gene Ontology annotation, molecular function: glucuronosyl-N-acetylgalactosaminyl-proteoglycan 4-beta-N-acetylgalactosaminyltransferase activity.
UGCUACGCUACUUGCCGAAGUAGGGCCAAACCUACAGGUUUUAUCCUUUUAUCGCCUGCAAACCACCUGAUAAACUCACGCUGGUGCUUGCUAGUCGGCUCUAGUCAGUCGUGUCUUCAUGAAUCAUUCAUUUAUGCAAAAGCCAAUGGGGCCAAGCCUUUGUGGCAGAUACAUAAAGAAUAGCUGCUACCAAGGCCCCGCUGUACUAUCCUAAGAAUGUGAUUUUGUGUAUUUAAGUUCAUUUGUUGCCUGGAGAUUGUUUGAUCAGUAGAUUUGCGAUGGUAAGCGUUCGAAUUCGUGACUUCGAUUUCUUCAAUGGCGGUUGCCACGCAUCGUAAACUUUUCUACAAUGUAGAUUCGCUUUCUGAUGAGACCCACGAACCCGCCCGAUCACGGACAAGUUUAACAGAACCAUUCGACGACAGUUUUAGCAGGUCAAAAAGGAAAAUGAAAUCGUCCCGCCCAUGGAUUCGAUUUAGAUCUUUAACUCCAGCAAUUAUAGGGGUGAGUCUUGGCUUCGCGUUAUCAAUGCUCUAUAUCCCUGUAGUGGAGCAACAAUGUCUUUUUGACAUGGAAGAGUCACAGGUUUAUGUUGUUGGCAAAGAUGAUAAAAGUUGGAACUGGGCUUCAAAGGAAGAGAGAAAGACAACACCUUCUCCUACUGCUAAAACCGACCCAAUAAGCCACACCACUGUUGCCCCAAAAGAGACACACUUCAACUAUGGCCUUAGACCUUACUAUGUGGCGAGUGAGCUAGGGCAUAGGGAUAAACUGUUAGUUGGGGUUCUAACCACAGAGGAUCAGCUUGAUACAUUUGCUUUAGCAAUUAAUAACACUUGGGGGCCAGAUCUCCCAUCGCUAAUAUUCUUCAUACCCUAUUCACGAGAUGUUGAGUUUCAUGAAAAAUAUACCAAGAUUCUUGGUUUUCCAGUUGUCCAGUUAGACAUUGAUUCUGAGGAGGAGACAGUUCCUCAGCUAAGAACAUCAUUUAAAAUGUUCAAAUACAUGCAUGACCAUUACAUCAACAACUAUGAUUGGUUUUUCAGAGCCGAACAUGAUAUGUAUCUCAAGGCAGAUAAGCUUUUAGAGUUCCUAAGUAGUGUUAAUAGUUCUGAGGAUAAUUAUAUUGGCCAUCCUGCUGCUGUGUCAUACAGAAAUCAAGACACGGCUUAUAACAAUGAUCUGUACCGAUAUGAGCAUUACUGUCUGGGAGGUGGUGGAGUGGCACUAUCUAGGACGACUCUUCUUAAACUUGUUCCAAACCUUGACACAUGCAUAGAGGAGUCUCUAACAGAGAGUGAAGAUGUGGAACUUGGACGAUGUUUGUACAACAACAUUGGUGUUCAGUGUACCUGGAGCUAUGAGGCAUCUGACAUGUUCUACAAGAUCCCUAAAGAUCUCAGCAUUCCUGAUAUCCUCAAAGACAGACGUGUUCUCCAUGCCACAAGCAUUCAUCCCAUCAGAACCCCAUCCGUCAUGUACCACGUGCAUCGCUAUUUUACAGAACUAGAGCUUAACAAGACUUUUGUGGAAACACGCUCUCUGCAGACAUCAAUUAGAGACUUGUUACCCUUGUUACCAGAAGGUGUUCCAGAAAAGCAUCCUUCAUGGCCAUUAGGUUUCCAGUUUCCCUUCCAACCAAAAUCUCGCUUCGAAGUCAUUGAAUGGCAGUAUUUCACAGAGCAUGCUAGCUAUGGUUUCACAGAAGUCAACCCUGAGGUGAAACUAGAGGGUGAUUACAAAAAGGAUGUACAUGAAGUAGUUAGCACAGCAUACAAAAUGUUGUCAAGAGAGAGCCCACAUGAGAAGAAAUGGCUGAUUAAUGGCUAUCGUAGGGUAGAUCCUCGUCGUGGUGCAGAGUACAUACUUGAUAUUGGGCUGAAGGGAGGUGAUGGCAAUGAAGAACACCGUCGUGUUCACAUGUUGCGGCCAUUUACCAAGGUUGAGAGUAUUCAGAUGGUAACGGCUACAGAGCAGCGUGGUGUUCAUCUUGUUGUUCCCGUGGGUAAAGAUGACACUGAUCGCCUGGAGAAGUUCUUGCAGAUGUAUCAGAGAGUCUGCCUUCAAACUGGGGAGAACGUGGUACUGCUUACAGUGUUUGUGAAUGUACGUGGGUCAGGAGAAGACGGGCAUGCACCAGAAAAAUUUGCUGAAGAGAAGGCACUUAUUGCAAGAUACAAACAAAAGUUCACAUGGGCCCAGUUGCCAUGGAUACAGAUUGGUGUACAGCACAACUCCUUGACGCUGUUGGCAGACAUUGUAACAAUGAAACUUCCUAGUAAUGCCCUUAUUUUUCUCACAACUCUUGGUGUGGAGUUCACUGUUGGGUUUCUUAAUAGAUGUAGAGUGAAUGCACUCUCUGGACAACAGGUGUUUUUUCCAGUGCCCUUUGCAUACUAUGACACAGACAUUGUGUUCAAUCAAAACAGAGUUCCAGAUGUUCUCCCUUUGCACCGUGACAUGGGACACUGGGACACUGACUCAUAUAACCUUGUCUGCUUCAAUAACAAAGACUAUAAAGAAAAUCGGCUCCACAGUGAAGACUUUCUCAAGGAGAAGGAAUUUCAACCAAAAGACCUGAUGAAGGUUUUCCUUGACACUGAUCUUCACAUAUUCCGUGCAGUGGAUGUUGAUUUGCGCAUGCGCUACAAGCCCCAGGAGUGCACACACAUGACUGGCAUUGGUGCUGAAUCUUGUCUCAUGAAGAAGGCAGAAGCAAUGGCAUCUCGGUCACAGCUUGCUCUGUUGCUUUUCAAUAAAGAGCGGGAGGCUGAAACAAAAAAGCCUUGAACAGUAGCCAUUUUCUCUUGCUAUCCUAAAAAUUAUAAUGAGCUCAAUCCCCCAACAAGUUGGCAUGCAUGGCUUAGUACUUAAUAUUCUGUGCAUUUAUGCAUAUAUAAUGUCGGUCGUAUACAUAGUAUCCAGGUUAUAUCUUGGUUUGUAGGGAAAAAAAACAUGCGAACUACCGUUUCAUCUCUACAAGCCUGUUUCGUGGUUGCCCACUCAUCAGGACACACAGGCUUGUAGAGAUGAAACGGUAGUUCGCGUGUUUUUUCCUAUAAACCAAGAUAUAUCCCGCUCUACACCUAUGUAUUGAGCACUGUUAUAUGAACGCCUGCACUCACGGUAAUAUCCUGGUUGUAGCAAGGGAGGAAGCAUUCAUGUUUUCAUUUAAGUAAAAUGAUAAUUCCAGGGUUGGGUUUCUAGAAAGCAGGUUAAUGCUAACCCAGGGAUAAAUGCCCUUUUUAUCCAAUUAAAUUUCACGACAGCCAGCAGCGUAGCCACGAUUUUUAAUAGGAGGGGGCCCAAAAGGCCCUUCCAAGGCAUUUUCUCCUGUAUUUUAGAUAAUGUAUCAUAUAUUUACUGUAUUUUUGGCUGUUAGAAGGGGGGCCCGUGCCCCUUAGGCCACCCCCUGGCUACGCCCCUGAUAGCUGUAUUCAUCCCUAGGUUAGUGCUAACCAGAUUUCUAAGAGACGACCCCAAAUUAUUUCCUCCAGCAAGUGAAUUGACAACAGGCUUCACAAAAGCAAAUAAUGAACAAACAAUUUCAAAUCAAUUUCAUAAUUUUUGAUGCCCAUUCUCAUGCACUCACGAAAUAUUCAACUGUUUUAUGAUAUAUUUUUUAUAAAUGCGUGGUGGCUAUAAUAACCAUCAAUACACUCAGUCUGUUACUGCAAGUAUAUAGUAGAUGACUGUUUAGUGGAUUCCACAAAAGCAUGAGGGGCUCCGUAUCGAGUGCCCCUGUUUAUUGUUAGCAAGGAUUAGCCACUGAGGGCGGUCACUGCCAUUGGGGUUUAUUGUGUAACCCAACGGUUCUUUUUUAUAGUGUAUAAUUGAUAGAUAGGGCUUGGG